CUGGAGCGGCUUGAACUGCAGUAUAACUCCAUCUCGGGCACCGUCCCUCCGGAUACGAGCAAGCUGUCGCAGCUGGACAGGCUUUACCUGAACGGCAACUCCAUCUCGGGCACCAUCCCUGCGGAGACGAGCAAGCUCUCGCAGCUGAAGAUCCUUGACCUGCACGACAACUCCAUCUCGGGCACCAUCCCUCCGGACACGGGCAAGCUCUCGCAGCUGACGUACCUUAUCCUGCACAGCAACCCCAUCUCGGGCACCAUCCCUCCGGAUAUGGGCAAGCUCUCGCAGCUGGGAACCCUUUCUCUGCACGACGACCUCAUCUCGGGCACCAUCCCUGCGGAGACGAGCAAGCUCUCGCAGCUGAAGAUCCUUGAGCUGCACGGCAACUCCAUCUCGGGCACCGUCCCUGCGGAGACGAGCAAGCUCUCGCAGCUGAAGAUCCUUGAGCUGAACGGCAACUCCAUCUCGGGCACCAUCCCUGCGGAGACGAGCAAGCUCUCGCAGCUGAAGAUCCUUGAGCUGCACGACAACUCCAUCUCGGGCACCGUCCCUCCGGAUACGGGCAAGCUCUCGCAGCUGGACAGGCUUUACCUCAACGGCAAC
This is a messenger RNA of Emiliania huxleyi CCMP1516, 603 nucleotides long. RefSeq lists its product as hypothetical. The annotation marks the transcript as partial. Gene Ontology annotation, molecular function: protein binding. The record is from RefSeq and is a predicted model, not a curated record. NCBI's taxonomy places the organism in Eukaryota, Haptophyta, Isochrysidales, Noelaerhabdaceae. The transcript has a single exon.